UCCUAAACAGGAUAAUAUUGGACAAGGUCCGGAAUAUUAACAACAGGAAUUACACUUUAACAUUUCGAGGUAAAAAUAAAGAGAGAUGUCUAACGGAAAAUCAAUCAGCUAUUGUGACUAUUUAGAGUUGCACAGUUUGCUGAAUGCCCAGUCGAUGACGUCAUCCAUCCAUGAUGAACAUCUGUUUAUCAUCACUCAUCAAGCUUAUGAAUUGUGGUUUAAACAAAUUUUGUUUGAAAUUGAUUCGGUACGAGAAGUUUUCAAAGCACCGCGCUUGGAUGAAAGUAAAACAUUAUUAAUUGUCAAUCGUCUCAAUCGAGUGGUGCUCAUCUUAAAGCUUUUGGUGGACCAAAUCAACAUCCUUGAAACCAUGACACCGUUAGAUUUUCUAGAAUUUAGAACAAGUCUGGCCACAGCAUCAGGAUUUCAAAGUUUGCAGUUUCGUCUCUUUGAAAACAAAAUGGGUGUUAAAGAGGAUCAGAGAGUGAAAUAUAACCAACAACAUUAUAUACGUGUUUUUAAUGAUCCAGAAUCAAUUGCAAAACUUAAAGAUUCGCUCGAUUCUCCUUCAUUAUUGGCCUUGGUUGAGAGAUGGUUAGAAAGAACACCGGGAUUAACAGAAGAAGAUGGCUUUAAUUUCUGGGAUAUAUUUCAACAAGUUGUGAAAAGAUGGCAAGAUGAUUCUUAUCUUUAUCCUGCUCAGACUGAAGAAGAUGAAGACGUGAAAGCCGGUUAUUUAAUGGACUAUAAUAAAGCCAGGGAAACGUUUGAUUCUUUGUUUGACAUUGACAAGUAUAAUGCUCAAAGAGAAAGAGGUGAAAGAAGACUAAGUCACAAAGCCUUUCAGGGAGCUCUUCUUAUUUCCUUGUACCGUGAUGAACCACGCUUUAACCAACCUUUCCAAGUUUUAACCUUAUUGAUGGACAUCGACUCAUUAAUUACAAAAUGGAGAUAUAACCACGUGUUAAUGGUGCAGAGAAUGAUUGGUAGCAAGAUUGGAACUGGUGGGUCGUCUGGAUAUCAGUAUCUACGAUCAACAAUAAGUGAUCGUUAUAAGAUAUUUUUGGAUUUAUUUAAUUUAUCGACAUAUAUUAUUCCUCGAGCCUACAUACCGCCUAUGAAUAACAGAAUGAAAAGAAGGCUGAGUGUGCUCUCGGUAGAAGAGAUGAUCAAGUUCGGAAAACAAAAUGGCUCCAAAACAGACCUCUCAAAACAAAAUGACUCCCAAACUGAUGUCGCUAGACUGACCAAUGAAAUGAAAAACAAGUUAGCUAUGAAGGAAGUCGAUGAUGAAAAUGCGAGUGAUGAAAAAGUGAAAUUUGAAAUAUGAAAACGUGCAAAAAAGCAUCUGAAAAUGGGAUAAGGACUAAUAAAUUAUUGUAAAUAGUUGUAUAUAAACAAUUUAUAUGAAUAAUUUUAACGCAAUCUGAUUAAAACACAGAUCCUAUUUCGUUUAAUUUUUAUAGUUCACAAUUUCGUUUUAAUUGUCUUUACUACACUAGGAUCUGGAAGAGUUGUUAUAUAACCCGCGUUCUGAGGGAUGGGCCAAUAAAACGGUCUGUUGCUGUGUGUUCUUGGUGUGCGAUGCACGUAACUGUCGGUAUCCUACUAGAAAUAUUAACGCUGAUUGGUUAAUCAAAUGUCUGACGUCAUAGGUCAAAAGCCGCUCGUAUGACCCCUGAUGCGACCUCUCAUGUAGUAGAGGCCAUCGAAAGUGUUAAAAAACGAAACGAAAUACAGAUCUGUAUUUUUAUCAAAUUAGAUGUUAACGGGAAGUGCAAACUUAUUGGGCUUAUUUUCUAAUCCUAUUUCAAUAUUCACAUAGUAUA
Molecule: messenger RNA, 1829 nt
Organism: Patella vulgata (common limpet)
Lineage: Eukaryota; Metazoa; Mollusca; Gastropoda; Patellidae
Product: tryptophan 2,3-dioxygenase
Exons: 14
Coding region: 86-1330 (414 amino acids)
Molecular function (GO): L-tryptophan 2,3-dioxygenase activity; metal ion binding; heme binding
Source: RefSeq, a predicted model, not a curated record